AUGCAAAGUCCAUUCGAAGUAUUGGAGUGGAAUAGUGCAUCUAAGGAGCAGGAUGUACUUAUCGAUCAACUGUUUGGCGAUACCUGUACCAGCAACCGUUUUCAGCCCAACGGUGAUCAUGAAGGGAGCGAGUUUUUACACAUAAAUGUAUCAAAGAAAGGAAAAAGAAAAGCAUUGGUUAACGACGAAGAUAUAGAAAAAGCAAAGAAGAAAAAGAAAGAGAAAAGAGAAAGGAAUAAAUUCAAAAGAGGUCUAAAACUGACUUCUCAACUCAAACAAAAUGGAUUUCAAGACGAAGAAAGUAAGCUUACUGACAAGAGUGUGAAGAAAUCAGAAAGGAAACCGAAGGGGAAAAGAGUAAAGAAUAAAUUUAAAAGAGAUCAGCAGUUUAACUCUCAACUUUUAAAAUGCACAAGCCAACAAUAUGGGUCCGUCACUGAUGAAUCCAUUGAUGAAAGGAAGACCUUCAAUUCUGGCAAAGAAGUCGAAGAGAAUACUGGCUUUAACAAUAAAGAUGAAACAAAACAGGUUGCAAGCAUUGAUUCUGCAUUGCUUUCAAGUGCAGAUGCUAAAGCUAAGAUUUUAAAAUCUAGUAGUUGUGAACCUGUUGAGCACAAAAGAAAAAAGGACAAGAAAAAAAAGAAGAUAGACAAAAGAAAAAGUGAUCAUGCCUCUAAAAAUGACGAUUGCGAUGUUUCAAACAUGGAACAAAUAGAAGCAAAUCAUAUGCACAUGGGAAGGCCUCAAACAAAUGAUGAGCAAAAGGAUUAUUCAAAAACAAAAUUGGAGAGCAUUUGGAUCACAAAAAAUCGAAUUAGCAUAGAUCAAGAUGCGGCAAAUCCAUCUUUUCCCAACAAUAAAUCAAGUCUUCAUGAGAAGAUGUCAAAGCAGUUGGAAUCUUCAAGGUUUAGGUGGAUUAAUGAACAGUUAUACACCACAACUGGAGAUGAAGCGGUAGCUAUGUUUUCAAAGGACCCUGGCCUAUUUGAUGUUUAUCACCGAGGUUUCACCAAUCAAGUCAAAUUGUGGCCAGUGAAUCCUGUUGAUAAGAUUAUACAGUGGUUAAGGAAAAGGUGCAUUGUACAGUGCAUAUGAAGGGAAAAAUACAAAGGGGAAGGCUAGGUGGGGAAUGUUUCUUUCAGGGGAUGUCUAAUUACAGUCACACCGUUACAGUUUCCCAGCCAACCACAAUUUUAUGCUGCCUAACAUUUCAUACCCAUCACUCAAAAAUGAGGAAUUUAUCAUAAUGCAGUACACACAGCAUUCUCAAAGAUGGACAUCUUUAGGACCAGCACUAAGUGUCUGUCUUAGAAAUAUAUCUGUCCUCUAUAGAGUCGAAGAAAACACAGAAGAAAGGUAGAAAACAUCUGUAGUGGCCUGCGUAAAAGGCAAGGUGAAGGCGGCAUUUUGCACAAAGCACGAGAUGAGGUCCAUUGUUCUGCCUCUUCCCACAUUCACUACAUGAACUUCACGCACCAAUUGGUUAAUUGAUGACAUUGUUCUGGCAAGAUUCUGGCCAAUGGCCAUCACACAGUCAUGUUUUUUUGAUGACGCUGAUGGGGAAAGCUCUUCGUAUAUUUCCAAAGUAAUGUUCCAAAUAUAAAAGAAAAACAAAUGAAAUAAUUAAAUUUAUUACUUAAGAGGAAAGAUGUUCUUGGAUUGCUUCCAACUGGGUUAGGAAAAAGCCUGAUUCACUGGUACUAAGUUUUUGAAAUGAAGUGUUGACAAGCAAAACACAACUCAUAAGCUCAUGAUAGUGCUGGAAUUUGUUUGAACAACAGUUUCCUCACUGCUCUUUCUCGCCGCUGUGUUUGGACAUAAACUAAAAUUUGACUGAGCAAAUCUUAUUUUUGCUGUACUGACUCUUACAUUAUUGAAGGUGAUUCAUGCCUUUGUACAUGUAGUUGUUAUUUGCUGUGGUUUAUGCUGCUGUCGCUGUUUCUGGUAGCCAGAAAGGUGACAAUUUUCGAUUAAUGGAUCAUGUUUUGAUUGGUCCUUUUGACAUCACUUCCAUCCGUCAAUAUUUGUAAGCGUAGAUGAGUGGAAGAGCCAGAACAAUGGACCUGGUAACAGGCACUUUUUUUUUUCUUCUCCCCUUGUCCCGCACUUCACACAAAAUGCCACAUUUGCCUGGCGUGGCUGAUAAAGCACCAGCUGUUAUGCAGGCUACAUCAGUCUGUUAUAGCUAUGUACUGUAGGUGACCAUUUUCAGGGGAGUAUCCAUCAUAAUGUGGUGUCCACAAAGAAAGAGUUGAAUGUAUUAUUUUGUUGUUCUUGCUUAACUUGCUUUGCAGACCAUCCUCUCAAGUGGUUGCAGAUUUUGGUUGUGGAGAAGCACUGAUCGCCCAAAGCAUCACAAACAAAGUUUAUUCAUUUGAUCUUAUAGCCAAGAAUACAUUUGUUACAGCUUGCAACAUGGCUAAGGUGAGUUUCCAGUUUUAUUUUAUCCUUGGAAAAGGGUAUCAAUUCAAGCCAGUGAAAACUUUGUAACAGUCACUUUGCCAAUGAUUAAUUAUUUAGCAUGAUUGUUGUAUAUUUGUCAUGGCUAUUGUAGUCAAUAUUUCCGUUGAAGUCCACCAUUGCAAAGUUUACAUUAAUUUUGGGGAAGCUCCAUGCAGACGCUUUGCGAGCACAAGCGGAGCCCCAUUACAUACUGUAGCUAAGAAAAUGUGGUUAUUGGAGGAAUUUUGGUACAUGUAGUCAUGUGAUUGUACAUCCAUUUGUCGGUCCACCCAUCCGUCCGCACCACAGGGCAACUGAUGUGAAAUCUCACCCUUUCUAGCUAGUGUGGAAGCCUGCAACCUGAUAUUGCUCAUUCAUCUUGUGAUCAAUGAACAGCUGCCAAAACAGUGUAUCGAUUGACCAGUCUCACAUGACCAUGUCAUGGGAUCAGUUGUCAUUCUAUUGAGUUAUUCUCUGAUUAGUUACUAGUUUUCAACUGAUUGUGGGCUCAACUCAGUCCACGUGGAAUUCUAUUACAAGUUUAUUGUUUGAAGUAAAUUACUGUAUAAAUUUAUUAACAGGAGCUUUGCAUUUAGCCUGGGUUAAUCUAUAGCUCUAAUCUACAUUUAACUUGUAAAUAAGAGCAGUAAGGUACUGAUAGACUCUGUGAGUUGUCCUCUUAUCACCCAGUGUAAAUAUUUAAUAUUAGUUUACAUCAUGAUAACAAUCUAACACAAGUUUCUUACAUGUAUCUUAUCUAGGUCCCUUUGAAUCCUUCAAGUGUAGAUGUUGCUGUGUUUUGUCUUUCUCUCAUGGGAACAAACCUUCUUGACUUCUUGAGAGAGGCCCACAGAGUCCUCAAACCUGGGUACUGAGUCAUUUUUGUCUUAUGUCAGAUUAAUUUAACAUUUUUAAAUGAUUUUCUAAAUAGCACUGGCUUGGGUUUUAGGGUUUUUUAAAAAUCCAUGUUCUUGAAUCCAAAAGUAGAUUUUAUGGUUCUUAACCAAUAGUGGCAUCUCAAUCUAAAGUAUCCACAUUCUGAAUGAAUUCAUUAGAUCAUGGCUAAAAUCUGAAUUCUAAGGUUUCAUAAUCAGUGGGUUUGUCAAGAUUACGGUAUGAAUCUGUAAAAACUACACUAAAUUCACAAGAAGUGAUACUCUUGUGAAUAUAUAUGCAUCCUGCCAUGAUGUUCUCACCUUUUAAGAAUUUGCUAGAUGUUAGAGGUAAUAAUAAUCAGUUAUUCUUCAGUUUUGUCGUUUCUUUUGUUGUAACAAAUCAAAAAAAAUCUGAGAUCAAGAAUCUAUAUUCUGUCUUUAAUUUUCCCAAAUAAACAUACGAUUCAAUCUUCAAGGGCACUUGGAUCCCUUUGAGUUUUCUAUAGCACAGCCAUGACAAACUGCAGAUUCCUGCAAUUUUUCCCCUAGUCGUGAUCUGAAUGCUCUAUAAGAUGCAGUGUUUUACAUUGAAUAUAUAUAGAUGAAGGUAAUUUUUGUUAAUAAUUUUUAGGGGUGUUCUGAAAAUUGCUGAAGUGACCAGUCGGAUAAAAGACAAAGCAGAGUUCACUAAAUCUCUCUCAAGAUUGGGAUUUAAACUUGAAAGUGAGGUAUGUGCCAGUGUCUGAGAAAUAACAUUGAGUACAGUGUUUAUUAUGCACUGCAGAUUAAAAAUUUAACAUACAUGUGCAUUUUAAGCUUUUUGUUUAAAAGUCGUGCCUUUAAUUUAAUGUUAAAAGUUGAACAUGAGGGUACAGUUACAGUGUAUAGUCCCUAGCAUUGACUAAGUUAAUAAUAGUUACAAAGAUUAAUGCUCAAAAUCCUCCUGUACACACUAACCAUCUAGUCGCCAUGACAUGUUGCUGCAACUUGUCAUGUAGAGUGUUCCAACCUUGACUAUCAUGAUUUAUUAGCUAGGGUGGAAGAACAUCCCCUGAAGGGGCACCAACUCAACUUUAAUACUAUUAUAGAUAUAUAUGUUCAGCUUCCUUCAGAUGAGAUGGGGGAGGGCGGGGUAAAAAUAUAUGUUCUGUAGUUAUAACUUGAAACAGGGCCCAGCUUAUAAGCUUCUUAAUAGUUUGCUGCUUCUUCUCCCAUCUAUCCAGCGUUUUAAUUUAACAGAAGCUUAAAAUAUCACACAUUUUGUUACAGUUGUGAUUAAAUGGUAACAGAACUUCAUGUCGUCCAAUUUGGACUAGCUGUGGUCAUGCUUUAAUAGGAUCGGACCAAACUGGACCACUCAUGCAGCAGGAUUUUUGUGCAAAUAUUUCUCUCUCCAACAGAAUUGAAUUGCCUUAACAAGUUGCACAAAAUAAUGCAAACUGAUCUUAAUAUCAUAUUAUGUGCUAUGUGUAGCGGUGACACUUAUAAGGUUGAAAUCUGUUGCAUAUCCAACAUAAAUUAUUAUUGCUAGGGUCUGCAGUAGUGUUGAAAGCAGUGUGGUGUUUUAAUGGACUUGAUGAUAACUAUUUAUCAUGCCAGCAGCAUACAACUAACUCUGAACUAAAUUUGAAACGUUUCCAUCCCCAUUUUUUCUGCUAGGACACUUCUAACAAGAUGUUUGUACUGUUUGACUUCAUCAAAGAUAAAGAAGUGGUGAAGGCCACUCCACUGCACAAGCUGGGAGGGCUGAAGCUGAACCCAUGUAUUUACAAAAAACGUUAAUAUAUUACUGACCAGUAUCCUUAUUCUUAUAAUUCUUCACAUAUCAUACUCAGCCUCAUUCAUUAAUAAGCAAAUUAUUCAGCGCAAGCAUAGUAGAGGAGACUGGUUAUGAAAGCCGACAAACAUCAAAGUUGAAAACAACCAUGCUCAUGUAUCAGCUGUAUGUAGAUUAUGUUGGAAGCUCCCUGAUCGUGCACAAUUCUUUGUUUUUUCAGGGGCACCCAACGACUGUUUUCUAUAAAAUGUCUGUUCGGAGAAGCAAAUAUUGCCUAGAAUUUUCGUUUACUUGAAGACAGCU
Molecule: messenger RNA, 5397 nt
Organism: Porites lobata
Lineage: Eukaryota; Metazoa; Cnidaria; Anthozoa; Scleractinia; Poritidae
Source: the annotation of a GenBank genome assembly